GACCCUCUUCUCUCUUUAGUCGUCUUUGUUCGAAGAAUCUUUUUCCCCUUUCUUACUUCACGCCCUCUCUCACACUUUCGCUUUCAAUGCGAAUCUGAGAAAAUCACAUAAAAAUGGACCAACAAACCAUGUUGUCUAGUGGGGUUAAGUAUACUGAACACAGAAAGCAAAUCACUAUGGUUAGAGCAUCAGCUCCGGCGAGUUUUACUGGUCGGAGGAGAGGCUCUAAGAUGAAUGCUGCCGGUCCUAGAGUUGUACGGAUUACUGUCACUGAUGCUGAUGCUACUGACUCUUCAAGUGAUGAAGGGGAACAGAGGUUUUAUGGCCGUCAAAGAGUGAGAAAAUUUGUAAAUGAAGUUCGAAUAGAGCAGAGCAGCAACUGUAAUGGAAGUGUAAAUGGGGUUUUGAGAAAUGGGUCGUCGUCGGAAACUGCUCCCGUUGUCGCUGCACCACCAAAAAGGCGGAAGAAGAACGCCGGAGCAACGACGGCGGCGAGUAAGCUAAAAGUGAACAAUGUUAAAAAGUUUCGCGGCGUACGGCAACGGCCUUGGGGUAAAUGGGCGGCAGAAAUCAGAGAUCCACUGAGACGUGUACGGUUAUGGUUAGGCACUUACGAUACUGCUGAAGAAGCUGCCAUGGUUUAUGACCACGCGGCUAUUCAGCUACGUGGACCUGACGCGCUCACAAACUUCGCCACUCCUCCGGCGACGAAAACCAGCUGCUCCGGCUACAACUCCGGUGAAGAAUCCCACAACGAUCAACGCUCGCCGAAGUCCGUUCUCCGGUGUGCUUCAACUUCAUUUGAUGAAUCUCAGAAUAACGAAGAAGCUGAAGCUGAGUCAUUAUCGAUUUUACCCUCCGAUAUCAGGGACAAAAAUGGCAUUUCCAUGUCGGAAAACUUCUGCGAUUUUCCACCGUUUGAGAGUUUCAUCCCCGACGAUUUGUUUCAGUUCGAGAACCCGGUUACCAUAUCCGACUUGUUUGAACCGAUUACUUUACCCGACUGCAAUAACAUGUUAUUCGGGUCAAGUACUACUGAUUUCGGUUUCGGAUCUUCAUCUUGGCCCGAAGAAGAUUUCUUUCAGGAUUUCGGAGAUGUAUUCGGGUCUGAUCCGCUUGUGGCUCUUUGAUUUCAUCGGCAGUUUAAUCGGCGAUAGUAUAAAUGGUUUAAGAUUCGUAUUUUAAAAUUUAAUCUUGUGUUUAGUUUAUUAGUUUUGUUUAAAUUUGUUGAUUAAUGUGAGUGAUUAGCGAGUAAUUAGUAGUAUUAAUAUGUAACAGCUCCGUCACAUUAACGGUGAUGAAGAUGGAUGAGAUUUUGCGGUACAGUGUUGUUUUUGUGUUUUGUGCUUC
Solanum verrucosum is the source of this 1350-nucleotide messenger RNA. Its product is annotated as ethylene-responsive transcription factor CRF2-like. Gene Ontology annotation, biological process: regulation of DNA-templated transcription. Gene Ontology annotation, molecular function: DNA-binding transcription factor activity; DNA binding. The transcript has a single exon. The record is from RefSeq and is a predicted model, not a curated record. NCBI's taxonomy places the organism in Eukaryota, Viridiplantae, Streptophyta, Magnoliopsida, Solanales, Solanaceae. The coding region runs from base 114 to 1130 and encodes 338 amino acids.